Messenger RNA from Apus apus (common swift), 2639 nucleotides. It is a transcript of the gene BLOC1S5, whose product is annotated as biogenesis of lysosomal organelles complex 1 subunit 5. NCBI's taxonomy places the organism in Eukaryota, Metazoa, Chordata, Aves, Apodiformes, Apodidae. Gene Ontology annotation, cellular component: transport vesicle; BLOC-1 complex. The record is from RefSeq and is a predicted model, not a curated record. The coding region runs from base 26 to 505 and encodes 159 amino acids. The transcript is spliced from 6 exons.
CUGACCCCGCGGCCGCAGCGGGGCCAUGAGCGGGGGCGGCCCGGCGGGCCCCGGGCGGAGCGGGGCGGCCCCGCUGCCCAGCCCCAGGAGGCGGGAGGCGCUGGCGGCCGGGUCCCCUCUUCAGCCCAUCAUAAAGGAUGUUGGGGAAAUCUAUUCAAGACUGCUGGAUCACAGACCGGUAAUUCAGGGAGAAAUACGUUACUUUGUUAAAGAAUUUGAAGAAAAACGUGGCCUCCGAGAACUACGAGUACUUGAAAACCUAAAGAACACAACCUUUGAAACAAAUGAACAUGUUCUUCCUAAUUGUGAGCAGGCAAUGCAUGACAAUUUGAAUGAAACGCUCAGGAGAUUGCAAGAUGCCAACGAUAUGAUCCAUAGACUCCAAGAGAGGGAGCAUGAAGUGAGAAAGGAAUUGGAAUAUUGGUUUCAAGAUUUUGACUGUGUUGCACACACAAACAUAGCCACUCGGCAGCCAUCAGUGUUCAUGAUCUGGAAGUGCUGCUGAGAACAGUUGGGUUUCCCAGGAAGGAGAGCUGCAGUGCCUGAGAACAAGCUAAAGACUGAUUGUGCAGAGAAAGGCACAAGGUUUUCAAGAAGAAGAAAGGAAUUAGACCACUGACAUUUUUAUAAACUAAACUUAGCUAGCUCAUGUUCUAUAAACAUCUUCAGUUGUUUUACCAGGUAAAUAAUUUUAUAUUCUUGGGUAGAAAUGGUGCAACGACAAUCAAAGUAGCAUGUAGCAGCAUGAGUUUCAUGUUCCUUGCAGACUAUUCCUGUUGUGAGAAGCGUGGGUUAGUCUGGCUGAAGUGUGUUUUGGGAAGGUGCUGUGUAAUCCUGUGAGUAAGCCUCUGAUGUGCUGACAGUUUCAAAACCUCUUGAAUAUGAAGUAGGAUACCCCUUGAACUAGUAGUACCCACUAGUUAUUUGCUGAUACUACCAUCUGUUGCAAACAAAAUGGAUCUUGGCAUGAUGUUGUUACAAUGUGUAUAAAAUGCUGCAUGGCAAAAAUGGUAUAAUUAACCCACAAUGUGUUAUUUUAAAGAGCAGCACAGUGUGUGUGUUGAAUACCUAAAUGGGUUGUCAUUACCUUUAGUUGACAAAAAUGCCAGGUGUCUAUUGAAUAUGUAUGGUAGUAUUUAUUCCUCCACAGAAGCACUAUACAUGAAAAAUAAUAAUUGCUAAUGUAUUAUAAAUGAAAAAAAAAAAAAUAUAUAUAUACAAAACAGAUGAAUCCUCUCUUUUGCUGAGAAAUGGAGCUAAUAUAAGAACUACCUUUUAUUGUGACUUCAGCAUUUAUAAUAUAAGGAGGCCAGACUUAAUAUGCAUUCAAGCAAUCCACAGAAGCGUGUCUCCUUUUGACUUGUGUAUUGGAUCUGUGUAUAGACUCCCUUUCUAGAUAGCUAGAUUUAUGGGGGGUGGGGGAGUUGUUUUGUUUUGUUUUUUCAAGACAAGUGUGAAAAGAAUCAGGCUUACCAAAAGCCAAGCAGUAUGAAAGCAUAAGGGGAAAAAUAACUUAUUUGUAAAGGAGGACAUUAGUCACAGUGAGUGCUAGCAAGCCAAAGCAGAAACACAAACUGCCAGUUUAAAAACAUCAAAUAUCCAUGUUGUUAUAUUCUAUUUCCCUCUUUCCUUUUUGUGUUAGAGGUUUUCAUCGAGACUAGUAUAUGUAAGCAUUGUGGUAAAAUAUUUCUAGUUUCAAAAAUGUAUUCAAGAAUGUAAAAAAUUAUUUUUUUAAAUGACACAUUCAAGAGGAAAAUAGCAAAUAACAAGAAAAGAGAAGCAAUAAGUUGAGGGUUGGCUGACGUGUAAUUUAUACAUGUGUUAUUAACAAUGAUAAUUUGCUGUGAAAUGUAGAAGCAUUCUAUUUACGUAUAUUUGACAUAAAACCUCAAAUGUUGUCUGGACUGUUCAAGUGGAUCCUUAACGCUCCAGUAAUGCAUAUAUACCUAAAUAAUGGACUUAUGUAACUCUCUUAAAGUUUUAUUUUGUCCAACAUUCACAACUAUAUAAUAAGCCUAGCAUUUUCUUCAUGGUCAUGCUCCAGUGCUUUUUUCGUCUGUAUCAUAUGUAGCACAGACCUGCUUCUGUACUAGAUGUAGUUUUGCGUUUCUUUAAGACCACUUAAUUGAAAAUUAGAUAUAUUUUAUUUAAAUUCUUUCUCUUUUGGUUACUUUCAGAACAGUGAACUCCCUGAGUCUGUGUCAGAAGAAAAACUAAAAGAAAAAAAAAAUAGCAGUGAAGUAGUGUCCAUAUCCUGAUUAUUUUUUUUAUAACAAAGGGGCUAAAAAAGUGCUGCAUACCAUGUUCCCAAAAUCAGAAGUUCAUUUUAAAAGAAAGUCUUUAUGAGAUAAUACAGAUUUUUAUCAGCUGCUUAGAGUACUUCUAACACUGUCAGUAGUCAGAGGAGCAAGUAAUGCCACAAGUACGAUCUUUAGAAACUAACAGAAGUGAACUAGGUGAACUAGUAACUUUAAAGUGUCUUUCCAAUCAUUUAAUUAAUUAAUUUUCACCAGGCUGUAGCAUAGAAAAGCUAUUGUUGCUCAUGCUGUCAUGUUAAUAGAAUUGUAUACAUUUUACCAUUUGUUUUGGAUUGACUAUACUUUAUAAAAAUAAACAUUUUCUUUUUGGUUUCAACUUUU